Molecule: messenger RNA, 421 nt
Organism: Ficedula albicollis (Collared flycatcher)
Lineage: Eukaryota; Metazoa; Chordata; Aves; Passeriformes; Muscicapidae
Product: cytochrome c oxidase subunit 5B, mitochondrial
Exons: 4
Coding region: 1-327 (108 amino acids)
Biological process (GO): mitochondrial electron transport, cytochrome c to oxygen
Cellular component (GO): mitochondrial envelope
Source: RefSeq, a predicted model, not a curated record
AUGGCCCCCGGGGGGGGUGGGGGCUCCCCCCCCAAAGCCUGGAACCUGGCCAGCGAUGAGGAACAGGCGACCGGGCUGGAACGGAAGGUGAUGGAGGCCAUGAACAAGGGUCAGGAUCCCUACAGCAUGUUCCGGCCCAAGCGCUACAUGGGCACCAAGGAGGACCCAAACCUCGUGCCCUCCAUCACCAACAAGCGCAUCGUGGGCUGUGUCUGUGAGGAGGACAACAGCUACGUGGUUUGGUUCUGGCUGCACAAGGGCGAGGCUCAGCGCUGCCCCUCCUGUGGUGCCCACUACAAACUGAUCCCCCAUGAGCUGCCCCACUGAGGGGGCUGCAGGACCCUCCACCCUCUCCUCCCCGGGAUGCCGGGGCCCUGUUGAACCCCCCUGAGUCACCCCAGAUAAAGAGGUUGUGUGGAGA